AUGCGUCCAACGUUACGACGACGUUCAGCUACCGCCGCAUUGGAAGAGCCAUCAGAUGAUGUUGAGGUGGGAGGUGGAAUGGGUGAUAAUGGAGUUCAUGAGCUAGUUGAUGUUGAGGGUGAUACAUCGGUUAACUUUUCCCAAGAAUCGAGACCAACAACAAGUAGAAUUAAACUUUGCAAACGUGACAUUGAUGAAGAUGAGGAUGAAAAUCAACCAGUGAUGAAAAUCCGUCGUAUCACAACCCCGGCAUAUGCCAUUCGACGAAUUGAUCGCCGUAUAUGGCCAAGCGAAAUAGCCCGGAAAAAUUGCAAUUAUGGAAAGUCGAGUGCGUAUAGCGUAAGAAAAGAUCAAGAAUUAGCACCUAAUCCAAACAAUCCUCACUUCUGUUUUACGGGUCAUCAACGACUAUAUCCAUAUCGAUUUUAUCUCGAUCUUAUUCGAAGAGCAAAAAGAGAUCCAUCAAUCAUCAGUUUGGACAUGCCAAAGCUAAGACCCGUUGGAGGAACAAUAAUUGUGUACGACUGUCACGGGAUUGACCAGAAUCGUGCCCUUCAUAAUGAUGGCUAUCGCUGGGGUCGCUCCAAAGGUGUAAAACUAAUUCAGAGCGUUGGCAAUAGACUUGUGCGUACAUAUCAUUUUCUAUACGAUCCUAAUAAUCCAGCUGGAGAUCCGAGUUUUAAGAAGUACCGUUUUUCUUUGAAAGGCGAAAAUUAUGGCAUAAUGGUUAUGCAUUACAUUGGUGACGAAAAACAUGCGGCGGAUGUUUCAGCAAGAUGCAUGCGCAACAAUGAUCCAAUGGCGAUGUUAGCAUACAGUGAGGCACAACAAGGAGUUGAGGAUUUGCAUUCGUUACACUUGUUACCAUUACCUAUGCUUAAUGAACAUUCAUCUGAAGAAGAGCGAAGCAAAUUUCGUCAAACUUUGUUGUCCAAUAUUCAGGGUCUUCAACGGCAGCUAUUGUAUGAAAAUGAGGAAACCUUUGUGGAACGGAUUGAGUGUGAUGAUUCUGGUGUGAGUAUGAUUUAUCUGUUUUGUUAUCCGUUGGUAGAGCAGCUAAUUGCUGUAUCAGGUUAUUUACAACAAGGUACUCCGUUCCGUACUGUUCAGCUUUUCUACCAUACUGAACCAGUCACUAUUGAUUACCAUCUUUCCACGCUUGCGUUUAUGCAUCCAUUUUUUGAAGGUGACCAAGUAUUACCCAUAGCUUUCAUGGUCAGCUCGACUGCAUCGCCGGAUCAUUGUGAUGAUCACGACAGUUUUUUAUCAACGUUAUACGAAAGAUUUAAUGAACUUCUUAAUGGACGUUUUGUGAUUAUCACUGGCCAGAGUCUUUGUUUUACCCCAGAUGCUUUUCCGAUUGCCGAACACAUCCGAUGCUGGGAUGAUUUCAAAAGAGUCAAACUCAGUUAUAUUGAAACCAUUUUUGGAGGAGCUAAUUUGAAUGAAUAUGCCAGUGAUAUGAAUAUUUUGAUGAGCUGUACCUAUGAGAAACUUUUCGACGAAAUGUGGGGAAAAAUAAGUGCAUGCAAACGUUAUACAGAGCGACCAGAUGUGUACAGUUACUUUGAUAAUGUUUGGAAUGAUUUUAAAUUUACGAGUUCCAUUUGGCAUUUAAAGAACUGUGGUGUUCCAGAUGCUGACAAGGGUAUAACAUGGCGACCAUGUAAAGGUUUGAGUAAGCUUGUUUCACAGCUCUGCGAUAGCAACGCUCUGCUUGAUACUAUUAUUAUAUCAGUGUUUUUAUUGUCAAAUGUAUACCGAAGAUUAUUUAUUGCGGGGUUACACCAAUCAGGUGCAUGGCGAUUGAAGAAAUGUUACAGAGAGCGCUUUCAGCAGAGUCAUUUGAAGUUACCCAAAUUACCAUAUGCACCAGCCAUGGAAAAUAUUGUUAUGACCGCAUUCAGCAUGUGUCCAAAUCGUUCUUACAAACGGUUGUCACAUGAUGGAAUAAAUGAUUGUUCAACAUUAUCGACGUGUCUUGAUAAUGAGUAUCAAAAUCACACUAGUUCUUUUACUAACCAAAUUGAUUUACCUUCUACAAGUUCUCUGUUCUGGGAAGGACAUGCUGCUGGAUCAAAUUAUGAGUUUAUUAUCGAUACCGAUGAUUCGCGCUUGCCAUAUUCUAGAAACGCUUAUGUACGUCUCGUUAGUCCAAUGACUUUCGCGGUUCGUGCAAGAGAUGGUUCACCGCAUGUCGUAGAGGCGACACAUCGUGAUGAUCUCGAUUCAUUGCAGUGGUACUGUAGUUGCGGACUGAGGCAGCGAUGCAGUCAUAUUGCUAGUGUUAUGGCAAAAAUUGUACGUUUAACGUAUUUGAAUUUUUUUCAGUCAGAAGAUUAA
Acanthocheilonema viteae is the source of this 2343-nucleotide messenger RNA. The record is from the annotation of a GenBank genome assembly. Lineage: Eukaryota; Metazoa; Nematoda; Chromadorea; Rhabditida; Onchocercidae.